GCCGCUCGUUCUCAUUCCUUUGUUCACGGAUUACAGGAUUGGCACAGUUACCGUGGCUGCUUCUUUCAGCUUCGAAAUAACGGCUUGCCUGCGAUUCAGGUUUAUAACCCCGACGUCGACGACUUCACGGACAUCGAAAAGGGUGACGAAAUAAGCAACAAAUCGAAGAUAAAGGUGGGACGCAGGCUUCUCGCUCACACCAGUGUGCUGAAGGACGUGACCAAUAUUACUGUCCCAAUGGGCCGUUGCUCUCCGCUUGCAUGCCAUGUGGCGUCGGAUGAUGACGAAACGAACGCUUUACCAGAACCGUCGAUUUCGAAAGAGGAUGUACCUGUUGUGACAAGUGUGACCACUUGAAGUUUAAACUCCCGACCUUUGGCCCUUGGGAAGCAGUGCUCAAUCGGAAGGCACCAAUGGGCGGCGACGUUCGUCGUGCCAUCGUGGAUAUCCUCUUUCAAGAAUGCAUGACAUUGGCGUUGGGGGGGAAACUUUCGUUUCAUUUUGUUGGUCACUGUUGCUGUUGCUGUUUCAGGUACCCUUCACACCGUCUGUAUCGGCGUUCUGCAGAGCUGCUUGCAGAGUUUCCGCACCUGAGAGAUAACUUCAGCGUGAAUGGGAAGAUGGGCGGACAUUACUCUUGGGUGGAGGCACUGAAGUGCAAAUUUAAAAACAUGAGGAAGAAAUUGGAUGACAACCCUGCAGUGCUGGCGAUGCGUGACAAACAUGCCAAAAAGCGAGUGAAACCACCCGAGGAAGCAUGCCCCAAUGCAACGAAACGGGUCUCCCGUCUUCAUGGUCAUGAGCAUUUGAUCGUCCUUGGAGAAACAGAGCAGUCAUUGGAGAACCAUAGGCAGGGGCUCAUUUGCCAUUCAGAGGAAGAGGAAAGCCAAGUCACAAAGGAGAGGUUUCUUCUUACAGCAAAGGAGCGGCAUGAAAAAAUGAUGACUGUGACCCUGGCAGCUGACCAUGUGUGUCAGUGCUCAUUUGCUAUAGCUGCUUCUGGAAUUCAGCCUUCUGUGGAAGGUGGACCUUGCAACAGCAUUCGAGAACGGGUUCCUGAGCCUGACAAACAUAAUCUUGCAGCAUGGAGAGGCAAGUGAGGUCGUUACACUGUCUGCAAGCUCUACUGGACGUUCCAACACUGACGCCUUGCGUCGUUAUGGAAAACGAGGUGGUGAAGGUCUUCGUGGACAACCAAGAGCUAUUUGUAGCGUCCUCACUUCUCAGUGGUGUGUGCUGUCUAUUUGCAGCAUUUCGGGUGUUCCACAUAGAGUACCCAUUGGGAUCCCACAAGAUGCUCACAUUUCUCGAGCACGCCUUCGCAGGGCUGAGUGAAACAAAGCCCAGAGUAAAAGCAAUGGAGUUCCUGAAAUUCUACAUCCUGCACGGUGGACGAGACUAUCAACCCAACGAGAAAUAACUUCAGUUCCUGGCCCUUAGAAAUGUUUGCA
Molecule: messenger RNA, 1451 nt
Organism: Ornithodoros turicata
Lineage: Eukaryota; Metazoa; Arthropoda; Arachnida; Ixodida; Argasidae
Exons: 8
Coding region: 414-1100 (228 amino acids)
Source: RefSeq, a predicted model, not a curated record